Messenger RNA from Ixodes scapularis (black-legged tick), 1779 nucleotides. RefSeq names its product 4-coumarate--CoA ligase 1. The record is from RefSeq and is a predicted model, not a curated record. Lineage: Eukaryota; Metazoa; Arthropoda; Arachnida; Ixodida; Ixodidae. Gene Ontology annotation, molecular function: CoA-ligase activity. The transcript has 10 exons. The coding region runs from base 111 to 1730 and encodes 539 amino acids.
UUCACUUGGUUUCGACGAGACUGCCGUCCUAUAGCACCCGUCUGUUUGCUCGUGUUCUCGACAUUUCUCACCAGUGGGCUCGAAGCACUCCCGGAAGUACGCAACAAAACAUGGCUGCACUGAUCACCGAUGGAGUCAUUUCUUCUCCCUUUGCUGAUUUCGAUACGAAAGGUCGUUCGGCGGCUCAGGUUAUAACAGAAUACCUCAACAAGUUGGCAGACAAGGUCGUUGCUGUGGACACAAGCACAUCUCUCACUGCCGGGCAAUUGCUCUCGAAGGCACGAAGAUACGCGGCGGGUUUUCAAAAAUGGGGCGUGGCUCCAGGAGCUCGAGUGUGCGCCCAUCUUCACAACACUGUGGAGAGCAUGGCCGCUGCGUUCGCUGUGAUGUUCGCCGGCGGAACCGUCGUCCUUGCGAGGACUACACUGGUUGCAAGAGAGCUUCUGUACCAGAUACGAGACAGUGAAUGCAGUUUCGUUCUGACGGACGAGCUCUGUACGGGCACGGUUCUGCAAAUCAAGGACGACCACCCGCUUAAGGGCUUGUUUGUUAUAGGAAACGUCACCGGUUUCACCAACAUCCGACAGUUUGAGGAGCUUUCCGAAGAUUCCCUGAGGGAGUACGUUCCGUCCGACACCAAAGAUGAAGUUGCUGCAAUCGUCUACACCUCAGGCUCCACGGGGCUUCCUAAAGGGGUGGAGAUAUCCCACAGCGCAUACGUAUCGUCCCUACUGGCAAUAGAAACUGUGAAGAUUUGUACUGAAGACGACGUGUACUUGGCAUCUAAUCCUUUGACUCACCUCUCUGGGUUCGUGCUCAACGGGUUCUGCAUGUGUCUUGGUGCUACUGUGGUGUAUCGGGAACCAACUAUCUCACUUCAUGAGCUCAUCGAAGUCAUUGAAAAACACAAGGUGACCCUGAUGGUCAGCUUCCCCGCGAAGAUGCAGUCGCUCUUCAUCCAGGCACGGCGGACCGGAGUUGAGGUCCCGAGCGUUAAGACGCUAGCGAUCGGAGGAAGCCCUAUUACGAAGUCGCUGGGGAAGGACCUGCGCGACCUCUUCCGCUGCGAGACCCUGGUGAACGUCUACGGAAUGUCGGAAGUCGCCGGUCUGAUUUCCACGACGCCUAAGGGACAGGUCACGCUGGAACAUUCUGGAUUUGCCGGUCCUGGCACCAAGAUCAAGAUCAUUGACAUCAAUACCGGAGCAACAUUGGGACCUUUUGAGCAUGGCGAAAUAUACGUGCAAAGCAAGUCGGUUAUGAGAGCCUACUAUAAGAAACCUGAAGCCACCGCGGCAUCGUUGGACAAGGAUGGUUGGCUGAAAACAGGUGACCUCGGCUACUACGACGAAGAGGGUCACCUAUAUUUCGUGGAAAGGCUGAAAGAGAUGAUCAAGUGCAUGGACAACCAGCUAGCGCCGGCCGAGUUGGAACAGAUCCUACUCGCGCACGACGCGGUCAAGGAAGUGGUUGUCGUCGGAGUGCCGAGCAUAAUGUACGGGGAAGCUCCUGCUGCCAGCGUGGUCCUGGACGAUGCUUGCCAGCUGCCGAAAAAAGAAAUUAAACGAAAAUUGAUUGAACUUGUUGCAGGUCAAACGGCAGUGUACAAGCAUCUCUACGCUGGAGUCAUUUUUGUCGACUUCAUUCCCAAAGCUGAGAAUGGGAAAGUCAUGAGACAGGAACUUAGGUCGAAAUGUGUGACUAAAGAACCCACGGACGCCGAAAAAUAAAAAAUAAAAAGAAAUAAUAGCGUAUAAAUAAAAAAACAACAACAGAGAA